AUGGGCUCGUCUUCCAAUCUCCCCUUCGAACUAAAAGACCCAGACCUCCUGAAGCAGGAGUCCUACGUCCAUGGCGAAUGGGUGCAAGCGAAAUCCGGCAAACGCUUCGACAUCAUCGACCCGGGUUCUGACAAAGUGUGGGCUAGCUGCCCCGACAACGCAGUUGAAGAUGUCGACGCUGCGAUCCAGUCCUCCUACAAAGCAUUUCAGGACUAUAAGAUACUCAACCCGCGCAAGCGUGCCCAACUCCUUUAUAAAUGGCACGAACUCAUCACCAACGCAAAAGAAGACCUCGCCAAGAUCCUCACCUACGAGACGGGGAAACCCAUUGCCGAGUCAAUCGGCGAGCUUGACUACUCUCUCGGAUUCACAUGGUGGUUUGCUGGUGAAGCCGAACGCAUCCACGGCUCGGUAUUUACGCCUUCCGCGCCCAACCGCCGCACUUUUGUUGUGAAGCAGCCCAUAGGCGUUGCCGUCGCUCUCGUGCCGUGGAACUUUCCCAUCGCCAUGAUCCUUCGAAAAGCCGGCGCGGCCUUCGCGGCAGGGUGUACCAUGGUGGUUAAGCCUUCGCCCGAAACACCACUGACGUGCCUUUCGCUCGCCUACUUGGCCACGAAAGCCGGCUUCGCGCCCGGAGUAUUCAACGUGCUGACGACAAGCUUGGACAACACGCCGUCGCUGAGUGAAGCUAUGUGCCUGCAUCCCUUGGUGAAGAAGGUGACGUUCACCGGCUCCACGCGCGUCGGUAAGAUCGUCGCGGGUCUGUGCGCCAAGAACCUCAAGAAAUGCACCCUCGAACUCGGCGGAAACUGCCCCUUCAUCAUCUUCGACGACGCAGAUCUCGAACAAGCUCUCGCACAAUUCAUGGCCCUGAAAUGGCGUCAUGCCGGACAGGCCUGCAUUUCUGCCAACCGAGUGUACGUGCAAUCCGGAGUCUAUGACAAGUUCACGCAGAUGCUCGUGGAGAAGACAAAGGCCCUCAAGGUCGGCCACGGCGCCGAGAAGGGCACGACCAUGGGCCCCGUCACCACUCCGCGCGGUCUCGCCAAGGCCGAAGAACAAGCCGCCGACGCGAUCAAGCACGGCGCGAAACUACAACUCGGCACGGGCAAGGCGUACAAGAACGCGACCGCCGACGAGGGCGCCGGCUCCGGAAAGGGCCUGUCGGGAUAUUUCAUGGACCCGACCAUCCUGACGGAUAUGAAUGACCAGAUGCUCAUCGCCAAGGAAGAGACCUUUGCGCCCGUCACGGGCCUGUUUAAAUUCGAGAAGGAGGAGGAGGCGGUCAAGUGGGCCAACGACACGAGCAUGGGACUGGCGAGCUAUGCGUUUACCAAGAACGUGGACCGGAUCUGGCGGAUGUUGGAGAAUCUCGAGGCAGGCAUGAUUGGGCUGAAUACUGGCAACUCUUCUGCCGCCGAGUCGCCGUUUGGGGGCAUCAAGGAGAGUGGCUAUGGCAAGGAAUCGGGCAAGGAUGUCGCUGUCAAUGAGUACUUGAUUUCCAAGACGGGGACGCUCACGAUCGACGGGCAGUAUUAG
Molecule: messenger RNA, 1539 nt
Organism: Cladophialophora yegresii CBS 114405
Lineage: Eukaryota; Fungi; Ascomycota; Eurotiomycetes; Chaetothyriales; Herpotrichiellaceae
Product: succinate-semialdehyde dehydrogenase
Exons: 2
Coding region: 1-1539 (512 amino acids)
Molecular function (GO): succinate-semialdehyde dehydrogenase (NAD+) activity
Source: RefSeq, a predicted model, not a curated record